Messenger RNA from Photinus pyralis (common eastern firefly), 692 nucleotides. RefSeq lists its product as uncharacterized. The record is from RefSeq and is a predicted model, not a curated record. The coding region runs from base 264 to 692 and encodes 142 amino acids. Lineage: Eukaryota; Metazoa; Arthropoda; Insecta; Coleoptera; Lampyridae. The transcript is spliced from 3 exons.
CUAAUCCGCAAAGGGAAAGAGGAGAUGAAGAAGGGAUAGUUCCACAAAUCAUCCAAUUCGAAUAUGAAAAUGGAACUAAUGAUACUGGAAGCGCGACUGAAAGCACGUACGAGGAUAGAAUAGUUUGCAACCAGUGCUCUACAGUCUUACCACUUGGCGAAGAAGCUAGUAAUGAUGGGAAGUGCAUUCAUUGCGAACGCCAAGAGAACAUUGUUAAUGAGCGUAAAAGAUCCAGGGAAUGUUUAGAAAAACAAGCCACCAAAAUGCUGAAACUGUCUAAUCGAAAAUUCUCCGACGUUCAAGCUGGAACUACCGUUCGUGUACCCAUACCAGACGUAGAUAGAGCUCGUGGUUCUCCCCGUAAUGUACUGGCUGUUGUUAAUAGUGUAGAAGACGGUUUAUAUAAACUUGGUACACCCCAUGGCGCGUUGAAGCAUAAAUUUACCAGGUCAGAGUUUAAUCCUUGCAUUGAAAAGUUUAUUCUAUUAGAGAACCUUAGCGAUUCCGCAAAAAAUAAAGAAAUUUCCCUGAGAGAAGUGGCCGCUGAAAAUAGUGUUUUAGGGGGACAGGGUUACAAACGUUGUCACUGCAAGGGCGGAUGUAAAAACAAUAAGUGUGCUUGUCGCGCUAACAAGAAAAUUUGCAAUUCGAAGUGCCAUGGAUCUCUCUCAUGCCACAAUAAAAAUGAUUAA